Magnolia sinica is the source of this 2478-nucleotide messenger RNA. Its product is annotated as cation/H(+) antiporter 15-like. Gene Ontology annotation, cellular component: endomembrane system; membrane. The transcript is spliced from 3 exons. The record is from RefSeq and is a predicted model, not a curated record. NCBI's taxonomy places the organism in Eukaryota, Viridiplantae, Streptophyta, Magnoliopsida, Magnoliales, Magnoliaceae. Gene Ontology annotation, molecular function: antiporter activity. The coding region runs from base 1 to 2478 and encodes 825 amino acids. Gene Ontology annotation, biological process: proton transmembrane transport; regulation of pH.
AUGAUUUCGUCAAAUGGCAUAUGGCGAGGAGAGGACCCUUUGUCUUACUCCCUCCCUCUCUUCGUCUUGCAACUCUCCCUCAUCAUCAUCGUCACUCGCACCCUGGUCUUCCUCUUGAAGCCCCUCCGCCAGCCCCGGGUCGUCUCCGAGAUCUUGGGUGGCCUGAUUUUGGGUCCGUCGGUGAUGGGGAAGAACUCACACUUCAGUAAAACGGUCUUCCCCUUACAUAGCAUUGCAGUGCUGGAGACGAUGGCAAAUUUGGGUCUGCUCUACUUUCUCUUCCUUGUAGGAGUUGAGAUGGACAUAAACGUGAUACGAAGAACAGGACGUAAGGCAAUGGUAAUCGCCAUAUCAGGCAUGGCUCUUCCUUUCCUCAUCGGCUCUGUCACAUCAUACUUCCUCAGGAAUUCCAUAAGCACGAGCGUUAACCAGACAAGCUUCCUCCUCUUCCUCGGCGUCGCUCUCUCCGUCACCGCUUUCCCUGUUCUAGCUCGCAUCCUUGCAGAACUCAAGCUCCUCAACACUGAACUUGGAAGGAUUGCAAUGUCGUCCGCCAUCAUCAAUGACUUAUGUGCAUGGAUCUUGCUUGCACUAGCCAUUGCCCUCACAGACAACAGUGAAUAUAAUUUUGCAUCUCUUUGGAUCGUCCUCUGUGGGACCGCCUACAUUUUAUUCUGCAUUUUUAUCGUUCGACCUGCCAUUGGAUGGGUCAUCAAGCAGACUCCAGAAGGAGAAGCUAUCAAAGAAUUACACGUCUGCAUCAUUCUCACUGGCGUGUUGAUAAGCGGAUUCAUAACUGAUGCAAUCGGUAUACAUGCUAUCUUCGGUGCAUUUGUAUUUGGCCUAGUAAUUCCAAGCGGCCCUUUGGGAGUUUUGUUGAUCGAAAAGUUGGAGGAUUUCGUUUCCGGGUUGCUGCUGCCUCUCUUUUUUGCAAUCAGCGGCCUCAGGGCUAACUUGAGCACGGUAACAAACCGAGAUACAACGAUCGUCCUGGUGGUGAUCAUCGUCAUCGCAUGUAUCUGCAAGGUGGUCGCCACCCUCAUUGUCGCCCUCUUCUAUGGAAUGCCUCUCCGUGAAGGGUUUUCGCUCGGGAUGCUCAUGAACACCAAAGGGCUUAUUGAAAUGAUCGUCCUCAACGUCGGCAGGGAUCAAAAGGUCCUUGAUGAGCCGGCAUUUGCAAUCAUGGUCAUGACGGCAGUGGUAAUGACGGGGAUGAUCACGCCGGUGGUGACCUCCGUCUACCGGCCCGCAAGGCGAUUCAUAGCGUAUAAGCGCCGGACGAUCCAAAGGUCAAAGGCAGACGCUGAGCUACGAUUGCUAGCCUGCAUCCACAGCCCCCGCAGUGUCCCCACCAUCAUUAACCUCCUUGAAGCGUCAAGACCCACCAAGAGGUCGCCGAUUUUCGUCUACGCACUCCACCUUGUUGAACUAACAGGCCGCGCCUCAGCGAUGCUGAUCGUCCACAGCACAAGAAAGAACGGUCGACCCCCAAUCAACCGAACCCAGGCUCAUUCAGACCACAUCGUCAGCGCCUUUGAGAACUACGAGAUGCGCUCUAGUGGGGUGGCAGUGCAACCGCUCACAGCUAUAUCGCCCUACUCGACCAUGCACGAGGACAUAUGCGACGUGGCCGAGGACAAGCGAGUCGCUCUUAUCAUCCUUCCCUUCCACAAGCAACAGACAGUAGAUGGCGGAAUGGAAGCAGCUAACCCUGCCGCCCAGACCGUUAACCAGAACGUCCUAGCAAAUGCUCCAUGCUCGGUAGGGAUCCUCGUCGACCGCGGCCUCGGUGGGGCCACCCACGUCCCAGCCAGCCACGUGCAGCACCAUGUAGGGGUCCUCUUCUUUGGUGGGCCCGACGAUCGUGAAGCCCUAGCGUACGCAUGGCGGAUGGCCGAGCACCCAGGUGUAACCCUCACUGUAAUUCGUUUCAUUGUAGGAGAUAACCCAGUGGACCCCGCCGUGCUGGGUGGCAAGUCCAAUGAAGACGGGAGACUUUCAGUAAUCACCGAUAACGAGAGGGAGAAGCAGCUCGAUGAUGACUACAUCAACCAGUUUCGGUUGAAGCACGUGAGUAACGAGUCGGUGGUGUACACGGAGAAGGUGACGAACAAUGCAGAGGAGACGGUGGCGGCAAUACGGAAUAUGUCUACAAACCAUGAUCUGUAUAUAGUAGGCCGUGGGCAGGGAAUGGUGUCGCCUUUAACAGCGGGAAUGAUGGAAUGGAGUGAGUGUCCAGAGCUGGGGGCGAUAGGGGAUUUCCUGGCGUCGGCGGAUUUUGCAUUGACUGUGUCUGUGCUGGUUAUGCAGCAGUACGUGGGUACAACGUCGACAGAUGGGCUGGGAACGCCGGAUAGUCCGGGCAAGCAAGUGGAACAGUACCUCGGUGGGAAUAAUGAUAAUAGGCGGCACCGGGCAUCUCAGGCGUUGUACCAGCCGCAGCCGCGGGGUAAUGCGGCGGCUGGGAUGGAUGCUUGA